AUGAAGCCGGCGAAUCUCCCCGAGGAGAACAGCUUCAGUGAGGCGAUGGCCGCUGGCCAGAACGAUCUCACACCCGGCAGCUGCGGAAAGAAACGCCGCUGGCUCCGGCGCCUGGUCCCGGAGAACUUCUGGGAGGAUGCGAAGAAGCUGCUGGUGCUGGCGGGGCCGUUGAUCCUGAUCCAGCUGCUGGUCUUCCUGAUACACCUCGUCAGCUCCAUAUUCUGCGGCCACCUGGGCAAGGUCGAGCUGGCCUCCGUCACGCUGGCCAUCGCUGUUAUAAAUGUUACUGCCGUCUCUGUAGGUUAUGGUUUGGCUUCAGCAUGUGACACCUUGAUAUCACAGACCUACGGCAGCAAGAACCUGCUGCGGGUGGGGGUGAUCCUGCAGCGUGCCACCCUCAUCCUCCUGCUCUGCUGCUUCCCCUGCUGCGCCAUCCUCAUCAACAUCGAGCAGUUCCUGCUCCUCAUCCGCCAGGACCCCGAGGUCUCCAGGUUAACUCAGCGCUACGUGAUGGCCUUUGUCCCUGCUCUCCCGGCGGUUUUUCUGUAUAACCUGGAGACAAAAUACCUGCAGAACCAGAUGAUCACCUGGCCGCUGGUGCUGAGCGGGAUCGUUGGCAAUGUCGUCAAUGUGAUUGCAAACUGUGUCUUCCUCUACGUGCUCCACUUGGGCAUCGCGGGCUCUGCCUGGGCCAACACCGUUGCUCAGUACUCACAAACAAUUUUCUUGCUCCUGUAUAUCAUAGGCAAGAAACUCCACGUGAAGACCUGGGGAGGCUGGUCCAGCGAGUGCCUGCAGGAGUGGGACAGCUUCACCUUCCUGGCUGUCCCCAGCAUGCUCAUGAUAUGCAUCGAGUGGUGGACCUACGAAAUCGGGAGCUUCUUGAUAGGCCUGCUGAGCGUCGUAGAGCUCUCCGCCCAGUCCAUCAUCUACGAGGUGUCCGUUGUGGCUUUCAUGAUCCCCCUGGGGCUGGGCACGGCCGCCAGCGUGCAGGUGGGGAACGCGCUGGGUGCCGGUGACAUCGAGACGGCCAAGAGAUCCUCCUCCACCAGCCUGCUCUGCACAGGGGGGUUUUGCGUAGCCGUGGGGGCCAUUUUAGCUGCCACGAAGGAUGUGCUGGGAUACAUCUUCACCAGCGAGAAGGAGAUUGUUGACUUGGUGGCCUGGGUCAUGCCUGUCUACGUUGUCUUCCACUUGUUUGAAGCCACGUGUGGCACCUGCAGCGGGGUGCUCAGAGGCAUAGGCAAGCAGAAAUUCGGUGCCAUCCUCAACGCUGUGAGCUACUACGGCGUGGGCCUGCCCCUGGGAGGUGUGCUGCUCUUCGUGGCCAGGAUCGGCGUCAUAGGCCUGUGGCUCAGCAUGCUCGUCUGCGUCUCCAUCCUCUGCACCUGCUUCAUCGCCUACAUCAUCCGCAUGGACUGGAGGAAGGCAGCCGAGGAGGCUCAGCACCGCGCGGGAGUGACCCAGCCACCAGCGGAAGAACCGAACCCGUGCCCCGAUCCCUCCGGCAAGGCACUUCCCUCCAGUGUGGGGCCAGCCCCACCGCCCCACGCUUAUCCCCCCGCCACGGCAGUGCGGGGGUGCGUAGCCGGAGUGGAUGCGCAGAACGGCGUCGUGCUCACGGGCAUCACCAGGAUGGAGGGACUCACGUACCAGCUGGAGCCCCAGGAAAACACACCUGCCACAUCCCCUCCGGCCACCACCAUGACCACCAAGGAGCUGAUCGUCUUUUUUGGGCGGGGUCGGUGUCCCGCCGCAGCCAUCGCAGUACUUGCGCUUGGCAUUGUCGUAAAGCUGAUGACCAGCAAACACUGA
Molecule: messenger RNA, 1815 nt
Organism: Cariama cristata (Red-legged seriema)
Lineage: Eukaryota; Metazoa; Chordata; Aves; Cariamiformes; Cariamidae
Product: multidrug and toxin extrusion protein 1-like
Biological process (GO): xenobiotic detoxification by transmembrane export across the plasma membrane
Cellular component (GO): membrane
Molecular function (GO): antiporter activity; xenobiotic transmembrane transporter activity
Source: RefSeq, a predicted model, not a curated record